Molecule: messenger RNA, 1824 nt
Organism: Lucilia sericata (common green bottle fly)
Lineage: Eukaryota; Metazoa; Arthropoda; Insecta; Diptera; Calliphoridae
Exons: 1
Coding region: 1-1824 (607 amino acids)
Source: RefSeq, a predicted model, not a curated record
AUGUCGGCAGAUAAAGCGCGCAUUAUAUUUUUAAUCAUUUUACUCAGUAUAUUUAGUAAUAAAACAAUCUUGGCUAAAAAUGCAAAUAGUAUUGUGGAAGUAAUUAAUAAUAUUAACGAAAAUUCUAAAUUAAAUCUCAAUGUUUUUAUAACUCUAGAGGAAAAUGCAAUAAAUUAUAAAAAAAUUACGGAAAUUAUCAAACUAAUACAAAUGCCAAAAAUAAUUAUAGAUAAAGCUAACAAUAGCAAAGUAGUAAGUGCUGAUUUAAUGCAAGACAUUAAACCCCUAUAUGAAAAAUACAAUAGUGAAUUUUUAACUAUAGUUUGGUUAAACGCAAAACAAAUUAAUAACACUUUCGAGUUAUUGGAUCGUUUAUUAUGGCGAAGACAUUUUAAGGAUAUAUUACUGAUAUAUGAAAGAGAAUACCCAGAGAAGCAGCUGUCAUUGUUUAACUGGCAGCUAUUGCGAAUUUUUCAAAAAUGCUGGUCCAAAGGUUUUAUAUCGGUACUAUUGUGGUCGCAACAGCAACUCUAUACCUAUCAUCCGUAUCCCAAUAUAAAAAUGCUACAACUCAGCAGUGUUGUUCAGUUCUGGAAUAAAUCUCAUUUGAAUAAUUUUCAUCAACGUUCCUUCCGUUUACCCUUCUUUCACUUUCCCAAUCAGUGUUAUUCCUAUAGAAAUCGUCAAGGUGAACUGGUUCGCACCGGUUAUUUUUACAAAUGGUUACAAUUGUAUUUGCAAUACUAUAAUGCUUCCAUCGAACAUGUUUCCAUCGAUAUAUGGUCCAGUAAUGUCAGUCAAAAGCAGGCUUUAAAAGUACUCGCAGCAAAGGGCUUCAGUUUGGUACCAAUUUAUUUACGCAUAUUUAAUGAUUAUUUUGACAGUAGCAAUGUUAUGCAUUUGAGUAAAGUGACACUAAUGGUACCCAAUGCCGGAGAAGUAUCACCAAAUUUAUAUCUGAUAUUACCCUUAGGGCACUAUAUAGGUUUAAUAAUUAUUGCAAAUGCUAUCAUUUUAUUCGUUCUAAUGUAUUUUAUGGAAUGUACUACAGAUAAAGUAAAAGAUUUAAGUAAAUUAGCUAUGACAGCUUUUAGGAUCAUCUUAUUUCUUUCUACCGGAUUUGGAAGACAAAAAACAAUAAAACAUUUUCUUUUGCACUUACUGUUCCUAUUCACGGGUAUAUUUAUCACCAACUACUACAUUUCAACUUUGUCUAGCCUGUUUAUCUCUAAGGUAUAUGAACCCCAAAUUAGAACAAUCCAAGACGUUGGACGUACUCGUUUGCCUCUAUUGGAAUAUACGGCCUAUGUAGAUCUUAUGCUUGAAAUAAAUAUACCCCAAAACCUAAAGCAGCGCAUACACACGGGUAAUAAUGCUGAAUUGUAUAGUAAACGUCAGAAGCUCAAUAUGACUUACAUGUAUACCGUUCAAGACGAAUUAAUGGAUUAUCUACUAUUCCAGCAAUAUUAUCUGAAACAUCCAAUUGCCCGUAAACUUGAUAUGGCAUUAUUCUAUCGUCCAAUUUAUGUGGCAGUCCCUCAUCGCUCCCCCAUAAUUGAUCAUCUUAAUAAAUAUUUGAGGCGUAUAUUUGAAAGUGGUUUGGUGCAAAAGUUUCUUGUCGAUACAAAGUGGGACGGGGUAUUAAGCGGUAAUAUAAAACUUAUGUUCGAUCCAGAGUUGCAGAAGCCUUUGAGUUUGAAGUAUUUAUAUUAUGGUUUUGCAGUUUGGAUUUGUGGUUUGCUGUUUGCUGUGUUAACAUUUGUAAUUGAGUAUAAGAUUUUUGCCUUUAAAAAUGGCAGACGACAAUGGAAGUGGAUCAAAUAG